Molecule: messenger RNA, 881 nt
Organism: Seminavis robusta
Lineage: Eukaryota; Bacillariophyta; Bacillariophyceae; Naviculales; Naviculaceae
Source: the annotation of a GenBank genome assembly
AUGUAUCUCAAGUCUGUUCUUCUAACCGUUGCCCUGGCCAGCAGCUUUGCUGCAGCCCAUCCUCACCCACCACAUCCUCACCCAAACUGCACCGUCGGAACUGACACUGAGGCGUGCUCGUUGCCCGAUGGUGGCGCGGGAAUGUUCGUCUGUCGCCCGCACCCGCCUCAUGACGGAAAACACCAUGGUGGAGGCGGAAUCGGAGGAGCAUUCCUUCGCGUUGUGGAUCGAUUCACCGGUCAUCACCCACCACCACAUUCACAUUCGGAGGACGAAGCACACUUGGGCCCACCCCAUCACGGACAUGGCCACGGAGACCAUCAUCAUGGGGGAGACAAGGAGGAGCAUCAUCAUUGGGGCGAAAAGGAGCAUCACCAUCACGGACCUCAUCGCCAACUUCGUUCCGGCAGCAGCAGUAGCAGCAGUAGUAGUCGCAGUGGGCCUCCUGGGCCGCAUCAUGGUGGUCGACAUGGACACGGACCGCAUGGCAGCAGUCGCAGUGGGCCGCAUCAUGGUGGUCGACAUGGACACGGACCGCAUGGCCAUGGUCCACCCGACUUUUUGUCCCCCAGUCAUUGCGUUCCUGUGGACGGUCCUCCCAAGGACUUCCCACCACCUCCCCACCACGACCACCAUCACCCUCCUGCCCCAACCUGCGGCUGCUGCGGUGAUGUCUGCCCCGUCAAGUUGGAUUGUGGCUGCGGUGGUUGCAAGGUCCAGCACGGCAGGUUUGCCGGCACGGAAGGUGUUUGGGUGACUGUGACAUCAUUGCGGGAUGAGACUACCAAGGUCCGCAAGUGCGUUCCUGCUGGAGCCUAUGUCGAUGCCGAUUCCAACCGUGUUCAGUGCGUUACCGAGUGUUCUGAAGACAUGGUAGAAGA